Condylostylus longicornis is the source of this 1137-nucleotide messenger RNA. Its product is annotated as collagen alpha-1(XXIII) chain-like. The transcript is spliced from 7 exons. Lineage: Eukaryota; Metazoa; Arthropoda; Insecta; Diptera; Dolichopodidae. The record is from RefSeq and is a predicted model, not a curated record. The coding region runs from base 1 to 1137 and encodes 378 amino acids.
AUGCCGCGCAGUAUCAUUCUAUUCUUGCUUUUAUGUUACCAUUGCUUCUGCCUGACACAUACAGAAGAGACAAAACAAGAUGGAGAAAGUUCUAAAACAUUUAGUUUUCUUAAUAACCAAGGCGGGAACAACGAGAAUAUUUUAACUGAAGCUAUUGCAGUUCCUGGAGUUGAUGCAAGUUCUGUAAUUUUAAAUGAUGCAAAUGAUGAAUUAGCUGAAAUAUUAAAACCCAAUUCUCAAAUAAGACCACCAUCACAACAAAAGCAAGUGCAAAGUCAAUUAAGACAAAGUACAAAUCCUGUCGUUUUAAGUGGCUCAAACUACAUUAAUUGUAGAUGUGCCCCAGGAAUACCCGGACCGGAUGGCGAUCCCGGUACUCCGGGUACUCCCGGUGAUUCAGGGGACAAAGGCUCUCAAGGUAUACCAGGAUCGAUUGGAUCACCAGGUGCACCAGGUGAUGUUGGGCCACAAGGACCUAAAGGAGUCCGGGGACAACGAGGAGAUGUUGGUCCAACAGGUAAUUUUGGGUCUGCUGGCGUAGUAGGCCCAGUGGGUGACCCAGGUCCAAAAGGCGAAAAAGGGGCACCGGGAGUUACAGGACCUACUGGGGCUCCUGGUGUCCCUGGGGAACCUGGAGUGCAGGGUCCACCUGGCUCACCUGGUCUUCCUGGAAUCCCGUUCCCAGACACAGCAGAAAUGUUAUACUUUAACGUACAAUUGACGUCAGCAAUAAAGGCUAGACAAAUAGGUCACAACGUAGUGGGAGUUUGUAAUUGUCCGCCGGCACCACCUGGAAGACCUGGUCCAAAUGGAAAUCCCGGCUUACCCGGAAUACCAGGUUUGAAAGGUGAACCAGGUGUAGAUGGCCCAAGGGGAACACCAGGUGUCCAAGGUGCACCAGGAACUAAAGGAGAAUUAGGUAAUAUGGGACGACAAGGUGCACCAGGCCCUCAAGGUCAAAAAGGCGCAAUUGGGCCAACUGGUGUCACUGGUGCAGUAGGUCCUUUUGGUGAUUUCGGAGCAAAAGGUGAACAAGGAGCACCCGGUCCAAAUGGGCUUCAAGGUUUUCAGGGCCCCACUGGUGUACCUGGUGUUCCAGGUUCGCCAGGUGCUAAUUUACAAGAUAAUGGAAAAUAA